Messenger RNA from Mesocricetus auratus (golden hamster), 3119 nucleotides. It is a transcript of the gene Tcte1, whose product is annotated as t-complex-associated-testis-expressed 1. Lineage: Eukaryota; Metazoa; Chordata; Mammalia; Rodentia; Cricetidae. Gene Ontology annotation, cellular component: sperm flagellum. The transcript is spliced from 6 exons. Gene Ontology annotation, biological process: flagellated sperm motility. The record is from RefSeq and is a predicted model, not a curated record. Gene Ontology annotation, molecular function: protein binding. The coding region runs from base 288 to 1784 and encodes 498 amino acids.
GUCAGCCAACGCCCAGAGCGCACGGCUCACGGCCCGCCCCCUGGCGACUCAGGCGUCCCUAACGACCAACCGCGCCAACCGCGGGUGAGAGCAAUCUCCUGGGUCCCCGGAGCAGAGUCCCAGGGAAGAAGAUGUCACUCAAUACCACCUCAGGGCAGCCUGGCGACAGCCAGCCAGACUAAGGCCAAACAGUGAAUGAUCCACGACCCCAUCUCGCAUCCCGCCUGAACCAAGGAUUUUCCAGGUUGAGAAGCUUCCUGUAACAAGUUGCCUCGCCCACAGCCAACAUGCUUGAGACCCCAGCAACGUCAUCAGCCGCCGGGUCUCACACGUCCAUGUACAACAUCCAGCACCAGCCCUCCGCUGGAGGUGGUGCCAGCUCACUGCCUCCAACCUUGAAAUCUAACCCCAGCCCUGCCCCAGCCCAUCUGAAGCCCAAGACCACAAAUGUCCGGCGCAUGCGCCGGAUCAUCUCUGAGGACGCCGAGUGGUCGCUGGCCAUCGUACCACUCCUUACAGAACUCUGCAUCCAACAUAUCGUCAAGAACUUCCAGAACAACCCUAUCCUGAAGCAGCUGCUCCCAGAGCACCAGCAGAAAGUGUUGAGCCACCUGCCCCCUGACCUGCCCCUGAAGGUGACUGCCAACUUGAUUGAUGAUGAGAACUAUUGGCAUCGGUGCUGCGUCAAGCGCUGGCCCGUGUGCCACGUGGCCAAGCAUGGCGGCAGCUGGAAGCGCAUGUUCUUCGAGAGACACCUGGAGAACCUGCUGAAGCUCUACAUCCCAGGUACCACGGACCCCAACGUGAUCCUGGACCUGCUGCCCCUCUGCAGGAACUAUGUGCGCCGCAUCCAGGUGGAUCAGUUCCUCCCGCCUGUGCGGCUGCCAACCCCGCCCCAGACUGAGGAUCAGUCCGACUCUGGCAGCGAGGGAGAGGGGAAUGAACCUGAGAAGGACCACUACCAGCUGGACGCCCUGGUGGCUGGCCUCAAGUGCCUGGAGGAGCUGGACCUGGUAUACGGCGUCAAAGACUGCGGCAUGAACUUCGAGUGGAACCUCUUCCUCUUCACCUUUCGAGACUGCUACUCCCUGGCAGCCACCAUCAAAGCCUGCCACACCCUCAAGAUCUUCAGGCUGACCCGAAGUAAGGUGGAUGAUGAUAAGGCACGCAUCCUAAUCCGACACCUCCUGGACCACCCAGCCCUUGAGGAGCUGGACCUGUCCCACAACCUCAUUGGAGACCGCGGUGCUCGCGCAGCAGCCAAACUGCUGAGCCACAGUCGCCUGAGAGUGCUCAACCUGGCCAACAAUCACAUCCGCGCUCCUGGGGCACAGUCGCUGGCUCAUGCCCUGGCACACAACACCAACCUGGUCUCCCUCAACCUCCGCCUCAACUGCAUCGAGGACGAGGGCGGCCAAGCCAUUGCCCAUGCCCUGGAAACCAACAAGUGCCUCACCACGCUUCACCUGGGCGGCAAUGAGCUGUCUGAGCCCACGGCCACACUCCUAUCCCAGGUGCUCCCAGUGAACACCACACUCAUCAGCCUCAACCUCUCCUGCAACCACAUCGGGCUGGAUGGUGGGAAGCAGCUCCUGGAAGGCAUGUCGGACAACAAGACCAUUCUGGAGUUUGACUUGCGUCUGUCAGAUGUAUCCCAGGAGAGUGAGUACCUCAUUGGCCAGGUUCUACAUGCCAACCGAGAGGCCGCCCGCCAGCGGACCCUGAAUCCUGGCCACUACAUGUCACCCAUCACUAACAACAGUCCUGAGCAUUCUGUAGGCUAAGAUGGGUGACAGGCCUAGAACAGUGAUCUGAUGGGUCACUGUGGCAGCCAUACCUUCUUUUCACACCUUUGCUCUGCCUGUCCCUGGUUCUGAGGAAGGCAGAAGAGGGGAAUCAGGAGUCUACUUGGAAUGAGUUUACAUGAGUGAAGAUACUGAGGUAGGGAAAGUAGCCUAAGGAUGAAGAGAUGGUAAACUAACUCCUGCACCUGGAAAAUGACCAUACUAGACCUGUAUAAAUGAUGAGCUUCCAGGAACAGGGAAGGCAAAGGACUCUAAAGAGACCAUCCCUGCCCAAACUCUUCACGAACACCAUCUUCCUCUUGACUUACCCAUCUCUUUCCCUCACCUCCUUCCCUUUCUGCUAAGCAGACCCUGGAGCUCUGACCUCAGUACACACACACACACACACACACACACACACACACACACACGCACGCACGCACGCACGCGCACGCACACACCACAAAGUUAUGCCUAUCUCUCUGCUCUCCCACCCUGCCUGAAGAUGCCACCUGCCUGUCAUGGCCCUGGUGUACUGUACUCCACUUCCACAGAUCGCUAAUUCUCAAGCUGGGUGGGGGUCGCAAGUGAGAGAGAGGCUCAGACACAGAAACCUGCUAACAAAGGCAGGGAAUAAGUGUCACUCUGAGGAGGUGAAUCAGUGAGUCAUCCACACUUUUAUUAUCCACCAGUGUGAUUUGUACAAUCUUUGCGCUUGGAAUUCCAUGACAAAAAGGCCACAGUGUGAUGCACCCAAUUUGACAGACAUCUGUCUUCUCCCGAGCCAGGCCCAGCCCACCCCACAAGCCCUUAUCCUCAGGACAUACAGCCUUCCAGGUACCCUCCAUGAGUCCCUGUCAACUCUGUGACUGCCCACCCUGGGGCUGCACCCAUAGGAAUGACAUCAGCCUAUGAAUCCACGAGAGGAUCCGACUGACCAGUUCAGGCCAAGCCCCUUAUCUCCCAACUCUCCUUGAGCUGAGUGGCCCAGAGCCCACCUAUCCUAAAGAUGGGUGACUGAACUGCAGCUGCAAUCCAGGAGGGCCUGCACUCCAGGGACUCUUUGCAACAAGCAGACGCGGAGCAGAGCACCAGAGGGGGCUUGGGAGUGACUAUGUGUGUGCCUGUCCGGGCACCCUAGAGUCAUCUGCGCCUGACACCCUCUGACAGUUCCAGAGUGCAAACAUGUAGGUGUGAGUGUGUGUAGCCACAGCUGCUAGCAGAGGUUCUAAUUAGAGAAACAAGAACAUUCAGUGUAAAGUUUAAUUUUAGAGAUUAAUUAAUUUUCUGGUUUUCAUUUUCCCUGGCAAUCAAUAAAGCUACCAAGAAAAGAGA